Molecule: messenger RNA, 861 nt
Organism: Hydractinia symbiolongicarpus
Lineage: Eukaryota; Metazoa; Cnidaria; Hydrozoa; Anthoathecata; Hydractiniidae
Exons: 5
Coding region: 1-861 (286 amino acids)
Molecular function (GO): protein binding
Source: RefSeq, a predicted model, not a curated record
AUGCCUGGUCGAAUAUUUUUUGCAGGUGAUUCAAACAUUUGGCUUCAAGUGUGCUUUAAUGAAACAAAAUACAUUUUUGGAAUUGCUCUGCAAGGUAUUGGUUAUGCAUGGAAUGAUAGAAUUGAAACCUUCAAAUUAAAAUAUGGAUAUAAACAUGAUUCUGUCAUAUAUGGUUACAAAAUAAAUAAUGUUAAACAUGUAUUCACAGGGAGCAGCAACAGAUACAAAACACAAGUAGCUAUUCUUCCAACUAUGUUAAAAGCAAACUGCAUUAGAUUGCAUGAAAUGAAUUGUAAUAAUAAAGUUAAAAAAAAUGGUAUUGUGGAGGAUCAGGGAUGUGGUGGAAGAUUAGAAAUUAUGGGAUGUAAUGGAGAUAAACUUCCUGGUGUUGUGAUUAGCAGAUUAAACAACAGUUUACAAUGUGCAGCAUUUGGUACACAUCCGAAAAUACAAUGGAGUUUGAAUGACAAAGUAAUUACAAAUGAUGAAAAUUGUACAAUCACUGAGAUUGGGAAUCAAAACGCAACUACAUUAUAUAAAUCAUUACUCACCUUCAGGAGUAAUAUUGACAUUUUUUUGUUGAGAUUUGGUAAAUGUGAUAAUCAAGGGAAUGGAACAUUGAAGUGUACUAAAAAAUACAUGUGUGCAUAUCAGUACAUGUUUCAACAUUAUUUUAUCCCUGCUAAAAAAUCCUCAUUUGUUCUCUCUAAGAUUUACGAAGCACCGUCACAACCAAGAGAACUGAAAGCAAUUGUUAUGUCACCCAGUCAUGUAAAAUUGAUUUGGAAACAACCACUUCAUAUCAAUGGUAUUUUAAAACAUUAUCUGGCAAGUAUUAUUUCAUGUUUUUACUUUGGAUAA